CCUCUCGACUGGAGACUGCUGUUCCCCUCGACCCGAUUCGGUUCCGACCCCAUGGCGGCUCCCAAACCCUAACCCGCAGAUCCCUCCCCCUUUCCCUGCCUCAUCUCCGAACGCCCCCUCGCCUCGCCACCGGUCGUCGUCUCCCGCCGCCGUGCCCGUCGGCGCGGCGUCAAGGGUCCGCUCCGCUGCACCCCGCGGGCGCGGGGAGAAAGGGGGCGGGCCUCGGCGACCUCCCCCCGCUGCGCGAGGUGCAAAUCCAACCGAACUGAUUGCAGAAUAUAUGAAGUAGUGGGUGUUGCAUGACCUUCUCUAUGGAUAUGGAUUUGAACGCAUCGCCUGUGCCUGACGAUGAUGAGCAGCAGCCUUAUGAUGAGCCAGUGGAGGUUGAUUAUGCUCAGGAGGGGCAUGUUGAAUCUGCUGUCGCAACAUUGCGCCGGGAGCGUGAAGAGAGACGCAAGAAACUAAAGAGAGAGCAGCAGGAUGAUGGGUCAAGGCUACAUUCCCAGCAGAUUAGGAAUGAUUAUGCCCCUCAACCCAAAAGGCAUAGUCGCUUUAAAGAGGCACCUCAGGGCUGGUUGGACUGUCCUGCAUUUGGGGAGCCAAUAGAUAAAAUCAUACCAUCUAAAGUUCCUCUUGAUGAAACAUUCAAUGAGUCAGUGCCUCCUGGGAAGCGAUACUCCUCAAAGCAACUAGUUAACAAACAAAGAAAAGCUGGCCGCGAAAUAGGUCUGGUGAUUGAUUUGACAAAUACCACCCGGUAUUAUUCACCAGCAGAAUGGACGAGGCAAGGUACUAAGUAUGCGAAGAUUGCAUGCAAGGGGAGAGAUGCUGUACCUGACAAUGAAUCUGUUAAUAAGUUUGUCUAUGAGGUCAUGGGAGGGGGCUCAACCUUGGUCCGCCGCGCGCCGCGAGCGACCGAGCGCCGCGAGCGACCGAGCUCCAAAGAAACGAACCCUAGCGGCGUUUCCCAGGGCCAGGCGGAGACGGCGGUUUUGGCUGCCGGAAGCCAGGCUUCAGAAUGGGCCAGGGAGACAAACACGGCAAUGAUGUUCCUUGAUCGACAAAAACAAUCAAAGAAUCCUAAAUAUAUUCUGGUUCACUGUACCCAUGGCCAUAAUCGUACGGGUUUCAUGAUUAUUCAUUACCUUAUGCGCACACACGUCUCUUGUGUUGCUGAGGCGAUAAAUAUAUUUGCUCAAAGGCGGCCACCUGGCAUAUACAAGAGGGACUAUAUUGAAGCACUGUAUUCAUUUUACCAUGAGGUCCCUGAGAAUAUGAUGCUAGCAUGCCCUCCAACACCAGAAUGGAAGAGACCAGAUGAUCUCGAUUUAAAUGGUGAAGCUAAGCAGGAUGAUGAUGAUGACAAUGGUGAUCCUGAACCACUGCGUAAUGAAUCAGAGGAUAAAAUAAUCACCAACGACGAUGUGUUAGGGGACGAAGUGCCAUAUGACCAGCAAGAAGCUUUGCGUGUCCUAUGUUAUCGGUUGCUUGAAAUGCCCCUUGUAAGGGGGCAUUCACAAUUUCCUGGAUCACAUCCAGUUUCUCUUAACAGUGAAAAUCUACAACUACUUAGGCAGCGAUACUACUUUGCUACAUGGAAAGCUGAUGGAACACGAUAUAUGAUGCUUAUAAUGAGAGAUGGUUGUUUCUUGAUUGAUCGGAAUUUUUGCUUCAGAAGGGUUCAGAUGCGCUUUCCCCAUAAGAGCCUUGAAGGUCUGCAUGAUAUGACCUUGAUUGAUGGAGAGAUGAUUAUAGACACGGUACCAGAUUCAGGCUUGAAGAGAAGGUACUUGGCAUAUGAUCUUAUGGCACUUGGUGCAGUGUCCAAAACUAAGUUGCCAUUUUCUGAAAGGUGGAAAAUGCUGGAAGAUGAAAUAAUACGGCCACGUUAUCAUGAGAAAAAGCAAUUUGAGAGUGGUGCUAAGAGCAAUCCGUUGUACAAAUAUGACAUGGAAUUAUUUUCGGUUAGGAGAAAGGAUUUUUGGCUGCUCUCAACAGUAAAAAAGGUUCUUAAGGAGUUCAUUCCAUCGCUUUGCCAUGAUGCUGAUGGCCUUAUAUUUCAGGGCUGGGAUGAUCCAUAUGUAACUCGUACUCAUGAAGGUCUUCUGAAGUGGAAGUACCCUGAGAUGAAUUCUGUGGACUUCCUUUUUGAGCUUACAAAUGAUAAUCGUCAAUUGGUUUUCCUUUAUGAGAGAGGAAAAAAGAAACUUAUGGAUGGUGCUCGGAUAGCAUUUACUGAUGAUGUAGAUCCAUCCUCUGUCGCUGGGAGGAUUGUUGAGUGCUCCUGGAAUAAGGAAGAACAGUGUUGGGCCUGUAUGCGUAUUAGAUCUGAUAAAUCGACUCCAAAUGACAUCAACACAUACCGGAAGGUGAUGAGGAGUAUUACAGAUAACAUUACCGAGGAAAAGCUUCUCGAAGAGAUUGAUGAGAUAAGGCGCCUCCCAAUGUAUGCCGAUAGGAUGCAUGCUCAUACGAAGAUGGCACAACAGCGGCGAAGAUUGCCACCAUAGUGCUAGUCUCGUUGCUAUAGUGCUGGGGCGCUCUCCUACCGCCUCUAGCCAGCGGCUGGCUUCUGUAGCUGUGUAAUUAGUAGAGGUUUCAGUAGCCCUCCUAUGAUGAUUGCUGGCUGGGUCUGGCCAGCCAACUAAUUCUUUGCACCUCAUUUGUGUCUUCUCCCUGCCCUCCCAACCACCCACCUGUAUAGGCGUCGCCGCAGAGUAGUUUCCCUGUAAAUUGUGUAUUCUAUGUUCUCCCAUAUUCUCCCCUAUGGUUUUAUUUUUCAUGGGUGUAGAAUAGCGUUUAACAAGAGGCUGGUGUUGUAGGUACAUUAGUGUAUUUGUUUACCAUCUCUCGGUGUUGCCUUGUGCUAGAAUAAAUGUAGGGUGCACUGGGUUGCCAUCUGUUGCCGAUGGUCGUGUGGUUCCUCUGGCCAUAUGGCUGCAAAAUAUGGGUUAUUUACAUCUUUUGUUUUGUGCGCA
This is a messenger RNA of Sorghum bicolor (sorghum), 2978 nucleotides long. RefSeq names its product mRNA-capping enzyme. The transcript is spliced from 19 exons. The coding region runs from base 300 to 2510 and encodes 736 amino acids. Gene Ontology annotation, biological process: 7-methylguanosine mRNA capping; protein dephosphorylation. The record is from RefSeq and is a predicted model, not a curated record. Lineage: Eukaryota; Viridiplantae; Streptophyta; Magnoliopsida; Poales; Poaceae. Gene Ontology annotation, molecular function: protein tyrosine/serine/threonine phosphatase activity; ATP binding; mRNA guanylyltransferase activity.